AUGUCCUGGCAAGCAUACAUCGACCAGAGCCUCGUCGGCCCUGGCAACAUCGACAAAGCCGUCAUCUGCGACGCCGCCGGAAGCGCCAUCUGGGCCUCGUCCGCCGGCUUCACCGUCUCUGACGCUGAGCGCAAGGCAAUCGCCGAUUCUUUCAGCGACAAGAGCGACCCCAAGGGUGUUAUCGCAAAUGGCAUCAAGAUCAGUGGCGACAAGUACAUGACCAUCGAGGCAUCAGAUGACUCGCUCAAGGCCAAGAAGGGAAAGGAAGGCAUCGUCGCCUACAAGACCACACAGGCCCUCCUCAUCGGCCACCACAACGCCGACACCCAGACAACCGUCGCUUUCAACGACGUCGCCGCGCUGGGCGAGUACCUCAAGAAGAUGGGCUACUAA
Didymosphaeria variabile is the source of this 393-nucleotide messenger RNA. It is a transcript of the gene PFY1, whose product is annotated as profilin, required for normal timing of actin polymerization in response to thermal stress. Gene Ontology annotation, molecular function: actin monomer binding. The record is from RefSeq and is a predicted model, not a curated record. The coding region runs from base 1 to 393 and encodes 130 amino acids. Gene Ontology annotation, cellular component: cell cortex. Lineage: Eukaryota; Fungi; Ascomycota; Dothideomycetes; Pleosporales; Didymosphaeriaceae. The transcript is spliced from 5 exons.